UGGUGAAUUUUGUUGACUCACCGUGAAACAGGAAACUCUCAAAUGUAAACCAACCACAAUUAAAGGAAAAAAAACCCCGAAAACUUCUUUCCAUUUCCACUUGCAAGUUGUAGCCAAGAUUCUCAAGAAUACUUGCCCAAAUUGACACAGGAGCCCGCCGUUUUGGUUUGGCCCCUUCCAUACUUGCCCUGAGUCUGGUGCACGAGACAAUCAACCGGUUGUAUUGUCAUGACAGAUGAACUGAUCCUGACCGAGUUUGGUUCCUCCCAGGAUGAACUAGAGCGUCUACGACCGCUCUGCUACCGAAGCGCCGACGUCUUCCUGCUGUGCUACAGCGUGGUCCGACCCGCUUCCUUCCUCAAUCUGACCCGGCGCUGGGUGCCCGAGAUCCGUCGGCACUGUCCCGGCACGCCUCUCGUCCUGGUGGGCACCCAGCUGGACCUGCGAGAAGACGUGCAAGUGCUGAUCAGACUGGCCCAGAACCAGGAGCAUCCGGUGGGCUCGGAAGAGGGCCGGCAGCUGGCCCAGCAGCUGGGGGCCACCGGCUUCGCCGAAUGCUCGGCGCUGACGCAGAAAAACCUCAAGGAGGCCUUCGAUGCGGCCAUCCUGGCGAGCAUCCAACAGACACGAAAUGUCGGCGAAGACCUUAGCGCCGGUAGCGUGUGGCCACAGAGACUGACCCUCGAGAGGAAGACUCCCGACAAGAUCAAGAAGCUCUCUGAGGCUUGGCGCAGGAAGAUCCGAUGUCUGUUGGGGGAACAGAAUUGCGAACAGUUGACUGCGUGAUCAAAUCAAGACGCUGACUGUCGGAAAGAUCCUACAACUUGAGACGGUGUCUGCGUGUCGGCACCGAAGCACGUCUGUCUGUCUAGC
Messenger RNA from Hippocampus comes (tiger tail seahorse), 873 nucleotides. RefSeq names its product rho-related GTP-binding protein RhoU-like. The coding region runs from base 229 to 786 and encodes 185 amino acids. The transcript has a single exon. The record is from RefSeq and is a predicted model, not a curated record. Gene Ontology annotation, molecular function: GTP binding; GTPase activity. Gene Ontology annotation, biological process: small GTPase-mediated signal transduction. NCBI's taxonomy places the organism in Eukaryota, Metazoa, Chordata, Actinopteri, Syngnathiformes, Syngnathidae.